Molecule: messenger RNA, 330 nt
Organism: Adineta ricciae
Lineage: Eukaryota; Metazoa; Rotifera; Eurotatoria; Adinetida; Adinetidae
Source: the annotation of a GenBank genome assembly
AUGCCAUCAGCAGCUGAACAUAUUCAAGAAUUGAUUCAUCAAUAUCCUGUGGUUGUUUUCUCCAAAUCAGCAUGUCCGUAUUGUCGAACAGCGAAGAAGCUUCUGUCGAAAUACAAUUUAAAAGACAAUUGUUACGUACUCGAACUGAAUGAACUAUCGAAUACCGAUGAAUAUCAAGAUGAAUUAAAGAAUUUAACUGAUGAUCGCGCCGUACCACAAAUAUUCAUUGGCGGCAAAUGUAUCGGCGAUGAAGAAGAUUUGGAAAAUUUAGAAAAACAAGGUGAUUUAACAGUUUUAUUGAAAAAACAUAAAGCAAUCGAAGACUUGUAA